CGGACGCUGAUUGGCCCUGGCAUAGGGAAGGAAGGGCGUUCAGGAGGAGCCGCUGCGUCAGAGGGGAGUGAGCCGGUGUUGUGGGCCAUGGCGUCGCUCAGGUGCAGCACCGUGGUCUGCGUGAUCUGCUUGGAGAAGCCCAAAUAUCGCUGCCCCGCCUGCCGCGUGCCCUACUGCUCGGUGACCUGCUUCCGGAAGCACAAAGAGCAGUGCAACCCUGAAACUCAUCCCACUAAGCAUAAAAGAUCAACUGCUCCUGUAAAAACUACACAGCCUGAGGAAAACAAAGAUGAUGAUGACUCUAUAGCCGAUUUUCUUGAUAGCGAUGACGAAGAAGACAGAGUUUCUUUGCAGAAUUUGAAGAAUUUAGGGGAAUCUGCAACAUUAAGAAACUUAUUGCUUAAUCCACACCUUAGACAGUUGAUGAUCAACCUCGAUCAGGGUGACAACAAAGCAAAACUCAUGAGAGCCUACAUGCAGGAGCCCUUGUUUGUGGAGUUUGCGGACUGCUGUUUAAGAAUUGUGGAACCAUCACAGAAUGAGGACUCUUAAAAUGCAUCACUGUGUUCCUUGAUCUCCAGAACUACCUAGUCCUUCUUCCAGGGGGCCAGGUAAUGUGGGGCUCCAAACAAGAGGUGGCUUCCCAGAUUGCAGGCUGUAUGCUGAGGUUGUGCAGGUCUUUGCCUCUUGACGGGUGUGUAUGUUUCAGGCCAUGGGGGCUACUCAGUGUAGCAGAUCCUUAAUGAAGAGAACUUGACAGUCAUAGAGUUGUUUUCAAAUGUUUUAUUUUUGGUACAGUUGGGAUAGUCAACUUAUUUGUCAAGUUUUGUACCCAUUUCAAUUAAAAACUGGAUCAUUGUUACUAAAAUAAAAUCAAGGUAUGGUGUUUCUCUUGUA
Messenger RNA from Sciurus carolinensis (gray squirrel), 897 nucleotides. RefSeq names its product zinc finger HIT-type containing 3 (gene Znhit3). The coding region runs from base 88 to 552 and encodes 154 amino acids. Gene Ontology annotation, cellular component: pre-snoRNP complex; nucleus. Gene Ontology annotation, biological process: snoRNA localization; box C/D snoRNP assembly; maturation of LSU-rRNA from tricistronic rRNA transcript (SSU-rRNA, 5.8S rRNA, LSU-rRNA). Lineage: Eukaryota; Metazoa; Chordata; Mammalia; Rodentia; Sciuridae. The transcript is spliced from 5 exons. The record is from RefSeq and is a predicted model, not a curated record. Gene Ontology annotation, molecular function: protein binding.